Moneuplotes crassus is the source of this 875-nucleotide messenger RNA. NCBI's taxonomy places the organism in Eukaryota, Ciliophora, Spirotrichea, Euplotida, Euplotidae. The record is from the annotation of a GenBank genome assembly.
CUGAAAUGAUGAAUAAGUACAACAAUAAAAUGAAGAAAUUACUCAGAGACAAGAGUGAAAAAGAGCCAAUUAAUACUGAUAAUGACUGUUUAAAGCUUGAAAGCAAGACAGUUUGAAAGACAUAGCUUUAAACAUGAAUUUUAUUGUAAAAAGAGUCAUUGCAAAGUUCAAAAAGAGCUUGCCAAGACAAUAUGAUACUUUAGAUACUCACAAAAUAAGGGGAUUACCUGAAAGUAGGGAAGAAUUUUCUCAUAAUCCUGCUGAUUUAUCAAUAAAGCCGCAUGUCGUGAUGGUGCCUCCUCAGUUAGAUUCAAAAUAUCGUGCAUCUCUGGAGAUUCUAAAAGACACAGAAAGGAAUCUAGAAGGCUCUAAAUUAUUUUCGAAAGGCCAAUGUUGAGUUAAAAGCUCAGAAUGGAAAUCUUAUAUUUACAAGGCUCUUGACUACCAGGAGUUGGUCAAUAAGGAUUCGAGAUUUUCAGAAAUAAUAUGUAUUCUCCAAAUUUAGCCAAAAUAUACAGAGCAUUGUCAUCCUGUAUGCGGCAAAAGAGAAGUCGCUUGACCAGUAUAUCUGAUUAGAGAUAGAAGUGAGUUAUAGAACUUAGUAGUCAGCAUGAAGGUAUUUUUAAAAGGAUCUGAGUUAUUUUCAAGAAAAGGACAGCUGAGUAUCAAAGCUCGCAAGGAACUUUGCUGAUACAAGCAUCUGAGUUCAAAGAGAUCAAGGCGUCCGCUAAGUCAAGGCUUAUGCAGAGUCUCCUCAAUGCCAACAAAUUAUUAAGAACCAGAAUCGUGACGAAAGGCAUCCUUGCUUAAGCUCAGGAUGAAUAUUUUCUAGAUUGUAUGGAAAAGUACAGUUUCAAUCUACAGAUACACAAGUG